This is a messenger RNA of Hemicordylus capensis (graceful crag lizard), 2540 nucleotides long. It is a transcript of the gene DPP3, whose product is annotated as dipeptidyl peptidase 3. Gene Ontology annotation, biological process: proteolysis. Gene Ontology annotation, cellular component: cytoplasm. The transcript is spliced from 18 exons. Lineage: Eukaryota; Metazoa; Chordata; Lepidosauria; Squamata; Cordylidae. The record is from RefSeq and is a predicted model, not a curated record. Gene Ontology annotation, molecular function: dipeptidyl-peptidase activity; metalloexopeptidase activity. The coding region runs from base 129 to 2351 and encodes 740 amino acids.
AAGUAGCAGGCAGGCGUCUCUCUCUCUCAACCCUAUCUUGCAGGUGCUGCCAGGGAGGGGACCUGGAACCUUCUACAUGCAAGCAUCCGGGUGCUCUUCCCAGAGCGGCCCCGUCUCCUAAGGGGAAUAUGCUACAGUCAGGGGCGGAGCUAAGGUUUGGCGCGAUGGUGGAUUCCCAGUAUGUCCUGCCCAAUGACAUUGGGAUCGCGACUCUGGACUGCACCGAAGCCUUCAAGCUGCUGUCGCCGGAAGAGCGGCUCUACGCCCACUACCUCUCACGGGCCUGCUGGUACGGGGGGCUCGUGGUGCUUCUUCAGACCUCCCCCGAGGCACCCGCAAUCUACACGCUGCUUUCCCGUAUCUUCCGGGCCCAGGACCCCACCCAGUUAUGGGAGCUGGCACACUCGCUGGGCCUCUCCGAUGAGGAAUAUCAGGCCUUCCUGGUUUACUCUGCCGCCAUCUACGCCAACAUGGGCAACUACAAAUCCUUCGGCGACACCAAAUUUGUGCCCAACCUCCCCAAGGAGAAACUGAAGCAGCUCGUGUGGGGCAGCCAGGCCUUUGUGGCCCACCCGAAAGAGAUGGAAGCCCUGUGGGACAGCUGUGGCGAGCGCAUGUUCUCUCUAGAGUCCACCCAGAAGCAUUUGGGACUCCGGGGCGAGGGUGUCUCCACGUACUUCUCUGCAAACUGCUCCAUGGAAGACGCCAAGCUGGCUCAAGACUUUCUGGACUCUGAGAACAUCAGCGCUUACAAUACGAGGCUUUUCAAGACGGAAGUGGACGGCGAAGCGGUCUACGAGGUGCGCCUGGCAUCGGUGCUUUCGGAUGAUGUCGAGCUGGACGCUGAGAUGUCAGCCAAGAUGAAGUGUUUUGAGUUCCGCGGAUGCAAGUUCACGGUGACACGAGGCGAUUACUGCUUGCUUCUGAAGAGGGUGGUGGAUAACUUGCAGAAGGCCAAGCAACACGCAGCCAACGCCACGCAGGCAGAAAUGCUGAAGCACUACAUCGCCAGCUUCACGCAGGGCUCCAUCAAGGCCCACAAGGAGGGCUCCCGCUGCUGGAUUCGCGACAAGGGACCCAUCGUGGAGAGCUACAUCGGCUUCAUUGAAAGCUAUCGCGAUCCCUAUGGCUCUCGAGGGGAGUUUGAAGGUUUUGUGGCUGUGGUGAAUAAGGCCAUGAGUGCGAAGUUUGCGCGGCUGGUGGCGGCAGCGGAGCGCCUCCUGGAGCAGCUGCCUUGGCCGCGGGCCUUCGAGAAGGACGCUUUCCUCAAGCCCGACUUCACCUCGCUGGAUGUGUUGACCUUCUCCGGGAGCGGGAUUCCUGCGGGCAUCAACAUCCCAAAUUACGACGACAUUCGCCAAACGGACGGCUUCAAGAACGUUUCGUUGGGCAACGUGUUGGCUGUGGCUUAUUCCACCCAAAAAGACAAGUUGACGUUUCUUGCAGAGGAGGACAAGGAUUUGUACAUCAAGUGGAAGGGUCCCUCCUUUGAGGUCCAAGUCGGACUUCACGAACUUCUGGGCCAUGGCAGUGGAAAGCUCUUCGUCCAGGACGACUCCGGGGCCUUCAAUUUUGACCGGAAUGUUGUGAUCAACCCGGAGACAGGGGAACAGAUUCGGAGUUGGUACCGUGGGGGCGAGACCUGGGACAGCAAGUUCUCCAGCAUUGCGUCGACGUAUGAGGAAUGCCGGGCGGAGUGUGUGGGUCUUUACCUCUGCCUGAACAAGGAGGUGUUGGGGAUCUUUGAGCUCAAAGGUGACGACGCCGAAGACGUGAUCUACAUCAACUGGCUGAACAUGGUCCGUGCCGGGCUGCUGGCGCUGGAGUUCUACACGCCGGAGUCUCGGACGUGGCGCCAGGCUCACAUGCAGGCCCGCUUCGUCAUCCUGAGAGUUCUCCUGGAGGCUGGCGGCGGGCUCGUAUCGCUGCAUCACACCACGGGAGCCGAUGGCAAACCCGAUGCGAUCGUCUCGCUGGACCGCAGCAAGAUCCUUUCCGUGGGGAAGCCGGCUCUGGAGCGCUUCCUCUGCAAGCUGCAGGUGCUGAAGUCCACGGCAGAUGUCGUUGGAGGGCGUGCGCUCUACAAGGCCUACUCUACGGUAAACGACGAAGAGCCCGAACGUUUCCUCAGCCUCCGGCACACGGUACUCCUGCGGAAGGAAGCCCGUAAGAUGUUUGUACAGGCCAACACCCGCCUGGAAGGAGAGGACGUAAUACUGGUGCAGUAUGAAGGCAGCGCAGAAGGGCUCGUCCGGUCCUUCCGGGAUCGCUUCCCUGAAGACGCCGAGGUCCUGGACCAGCAACUGAUGGAGUUGGCCCGUGCGGACGCCCAGUACUGGCCUGCCUGCUAGCCCCUCUUGGACAGGGGCCCUCUUCCUCCACCUCACAACCUCCUCCUGUCAAAAAAUGGGGUGCAGCGGCGGUGAACCCCCUGGUCCCCCUCUAAACACAGUCGGCCGUCUCCCCCUUCUUGCGAGCACCUGGGAUGCCUCCCGCUGCAUUGGGAAUGGAAUAAACCGAGGUGUUUGUUAAUAAACCGA